AUGUGGUGGUUUUCUACAAUUAUCCUUGUUCAGUUAGUCUCCCUGGGACACUGUCUACGUGAAGAACGGACGUUACUUCCUUCUACCAACCCUACACUCGGCUACAUACGGAAGAAAGACCAGGCCUGUAUCGGCGUGCUGUUCAACAUCAGCGACCACGGCAACACGAACCUGGCCACCUGUGCGCACCUCUGUACGGCCUCGGGAUCGUGCGGGGCGUUCGUGCACGUGCCGGGCGACUCCGACAACUCCUGCAGGCUCAAACGGUCCUGCCCGACACCGGCCAACCUCACCGGGGCUGAUCUGUACUUCAAACGGCUUUGCAACGUCACCUCUGCUAACCGCACAGAGGAAGUGUUCACUAUCGUCUGUCCUCCUGGCUGUGCAUCUGUCGCAUUACCAAUCUAUGGUGACGGGACCUACAGCUCUAACUCGCCUGUGUGUAAAGCGGCUGUUCAUCACGGGUGGGUCAUAGACGAGCUGGGAGGAGCCGUGACCGUUCGGAAGUUCAGCCUUAACCGAGAUCGAGCUUCUCGCGCAAUUACACACCACGGGGUGAGAGCGCUAGGCAAAUAUACCGACACCGCUGUGACGGCGCGGCAGUUUAGACUACCAAACCUACACGAAGCGCACUUUGAUCUUACCACUGGAUCUCAGGCCGAGGGACAACAUCUUUGGGUAACGUGGGAGACCAGGGGCGUCAAGCGGCACUGUCCAUAUGGAUGGCGGGUGUGGGGAGGCUCCUGCUACUAUUUCGGAAAGUCUGAGGUUUCCUACGAGACGGCGGUUUCAGCUUGUCAUAACAUGGCAGCUCACGUGGUUGAGAUCAACAGCGAAGCUGAGCAGGAGACUCUCGGCGUCAUCACGUCAGCCAGAGAUGGAGACAAAUACUGGGUCGGACUGCGGUUCUCUCAGGUGUAUCAAGCCAAUACCGAACCAAGAACAACUGUCCGCACCUUUAUACAACCCCGCAUUUCCACGAGGUACCUGCGAGUCAUUCCGGUUGCCUGGUUUGGCCGCCCGACACUGACCCUGGGCGUCCUCGGGUGUGAAAGUGCGCUGAUCGCUGCGAGGCACCCGGGUACCGUAAUGGGAGUUUGGUUUGAGGGCGUCCGGUUGGAUUUCCCCGCCGCUCAUCAUCACUGUUCAAAGUACCACAGCAGGAUGGCGUCAUACAGCGAGCUUCUCGCCGCGUUUCAAGCCGGCAUUGGCGACACGACGCCUUCAUGGCUGACCGACCAGACCCUCAGAUACCUCCUCGAACGCGUCAGUCGUCGCUCGGCUUAUAUAAACAGUGGAAUAAUCAGUUAUCGUGUUCAGCCUACUUCGUCGCGACGUGGCGUGUAUUGUAUGCAGCCAAUGUCAGAAAAAUUGGGAUGUGCCACGCCCCUCGUUGCUAGGCAGCCAUGUGCCUGGGAUGACGCCACACCUCGCGAGUGCGAGCUCCACGGGUGCUGCUGGGAUCCGUACCCGGGGUACCCGAGCUGUUUCCACAAAACAGCUGGAACAAACAUCGCACUGGAGAAGAGGACCUAUCAGUCGACAACACCUGGCGAGACCGGCCUCUCUUGGCACGGCAAUGACGGCGUCAGAACCACGAGCAGCUGCGACGAGAACGGCGGUGCAUGCGUCAAAACAGGAAGAGCUUCUAGUCUAGAACCUCCAUCCUGGUCAGCAUCCUCGGAGCGUAGUUCUAAACACACAGCUGAUCGCGCGGAUAUCAACACGCUCGAGAAUGCCACUUUAGCCGGCGCAUGGGCAGCAGCAGUCAAAAACCGGGACCAAUGGCUGAUGAGGGAUCUUGUCGACGUAAGCAUCAUCGGCGGCAUCAUCACCAAAGGUUGGCAGUGCCCAGACGGGUACGUUUACCAUCAUCCUAGUCGCCUGUGCUACAAGGCCUUCAACAACAGUAAAACCUACAACGGUGCAGUCAGUAGGUGUUCUUUAGACGGGGGAACUCUUGCCAUGCCCCGAGACAACGCAACCAACAACUUCCUCAUCGAUCUGAAAAAUGCGGCCGACAACAACGCUUGGUUCCGUUUUGGACUGACUGAUGGCCACCAGGAGGGAGUUUGGAUGUGGGACGAUAACGUUCCUCUGGGCGACUUCAGAGCUUGGCAACCAGGAGAACCCAACGACCAUAAUGAUGACGAGGACUGUGCUGAGUACUAUCCCGACGGCCGGCCCAAAAAGAACACAUGGAACCAUGGAUCGUGUACCAGAGCCGACAGAAAGUUUAUUUGUCAAGUCUCUCCAUCUGAAUUGCAUCCCUGGUGGUAUGUGGACUUAGACCGACAGUGGUCCAUCGACAGGGUGACUGUGGUCAAACCCGGCCCUGUCGACCUCAACCCCUUCUUCAUCCACAUCGGCGACCAUCGGAACGUGUCGGCAAACCCUCAAUGCGGGCAGAACCACAGCAUCGCCGUCAACCAGUCAGAACUAACCGUCUCGUGUGGAGGCCUGCGGGGUCGGUAUGUGGGGAUCCGUCUGGGAGAGGCGCGACUUCUGCAGUUCAGCGAACUCGAGGUUUACCCUGCGGGCAGUUGUCCAAUUCCUGGCUACGUUGGUUUUGACCUUAGUUGCUACAAGAGCUUCACGCAGCAGAAGACGCACGAUGAGGCUGGACAGGUCUGUGCAGCAGACGGGGGGAUUUUAGCCAUGCCGAAGGACAGUGCCACCAAUACUUUUCUUGCUAAUCUAGCAGACGUAGUAUGGGGUAGCUGGCUUGGGCUGACUGACGUCAACAAUGGCGGCCAGUGGGUAUUUGAGGACGGCCAGACCCUGACAUCAUCCGGCUAUGCCAACUGGCUCCCCGGUGAACCACAACCCGACUACGGUACCGGUGGCUGUGUGGGAUUUUGGGGGAACGGAUCCUUCUGGGAUGAGAAAGCCUGCAGCAACCUCAGGGGAUUUAUCUGCCAGCUGCAACUGCAAGUGCAUCCCUGGUGGUAUGUGGACUUAGACCGACAGUGGUCCAUCGACAGGGUGACUGUGGUCAAACCCGGCUCUGUCGACCUCAACCCCUUCUUCAUCCACGUCGGCGACCAUCGGCACGUGUCGGCAAACCCUCAAUGCGGGCAGAACCACAGCAUCGCCGUCAACCAGUCAGAACUAACCGUCUCGUGUGGAGGCCUGCGGGGUCGGUAUGUGGGGAUCCGUCUGGGAGAGGCGCGACUUCUGCAGUUCAGCGAACUCGAGGUUUACCCUGUCUCCGAUGAAGCAAAUAUCGGAGGAAUAAACGUCGCCGUUCUGUCCCGAGGCGGGCAGUGUGUGGGCGCGUCAGAAAACGCCGCUACCUGUGGCGGCAUCAUUGACGGUCAGCUGACGCCACGGCCGGGGCAGCUCGGCUGGCUGAGUUCGCAGGGGGUCGGCUCGUGGGUUCAGCUGAAGUUCGAUGGAUACUACUUCAUCAACCGAGCCAAGAUCGCACAGUCUACAUGGAUCACAGGCCAAAGUAGGACAAUCAGGCUGACGUUCAGCGACGGGUCCUAUGAAGACGUCGAACUCAGGCAGCGUGAGGGAAGUGACCAGUACGACGUGACGCAAGUUUACUACGAUGAGUUCGUCUUCGACACGAUCAAAACAGACUCCGUGAAGAUGACUGUCCUCAGCACGUAUACAGCUGCCUCCACCAGCGGCUUCAUUGAGGCACAAUUCAUCACGGCCUUUCCGGAAGCUUACUUCCUCUUCGAAUGGACUCCACGAAUGACGUGCUCGUGUAUGUAUGGGGACGGCGCCACAAGUGCACCACAGAUUGGCAAUUGUUUAGCGCAACGGCCUCGGAAUCAUUGGCUGCACACCGCAGAAGGAACUCUUCGUAACGGAGAAACGUCACAGUGCCUCGAACUUCUUCCCAACAACGUGGUUGCCAUAGCUACCUGCUCACCAAUCAGAGAGUCUAUAUUGUUUGACGUCAUUGAUGACGCGCUGAGCUGGAGGGUGUUGGGAAGAGAAGUUUGCUUUGAUAACAGAGACAGCGUGGUAAAACUGGUGAGCUGUUCCGAUGGCCGGAACGUCCUGAGGAAACUGCCGCUACACGAGGUGACUGAGCUGGUGACGAUGUCCACUCCGUGUGACGUCAGAGAAGACCCGACCACAGACGUAACCAGGAUGUUGGUAGAAGAAGUUGAGCCCGGUAUACUGUUGGCGCGUUGGAACGUAUCAGAGAUGCCAGAGUACCCCUGUGGAUUAAGCACUGUGUUUGUUGCACAGACAAAUCUUAGGGACGGUUUUACAACAAGUUGGAAUGUUUCAUGGGACACAGAAAUGUUCAACUUCACCGAUAUUGAAUUGGAAGUCUCAUACCUGCUGGAGAUAUACCUCAUGACGCCAAGAAGCCACAUCUACCUAUCUUACUCACGGACUAUAAUAUUACAAAGAAACGACGAGAUUCACAACUUGACGGUCUCGCUGGUGACCAAAGAAGGGUUUUACGUCACCUGGAACGUCACGUCAUCUUUAGUGAUCGGGUAUCGAGUUACAUAUCAUCCGAUGAACAGCCAAGAAAUCGACCAGUUGUACGUGCAUCACCCGGAAGUGCAUUUACGGGGGCUGUUGCCAGGGGUGGAAUACAACGUUACCAUAACAGCCAUUGCUGCAGACUUUGUGGGUAGAGCCGCUAGUCUCCAGCAAUACACUCUGUCUGACCCUCCACGUGAUUUCCACGUGUUAGCCGUGACGGACCGUUCGGCUACCCUGAUGUGGGCGGCACCAGGUGGCGAGGUUGUCGCGUACGUGCUGGAGAUCAUACCGGCCGAUGCUCCAUUGGAAGCAGUAAACAUUUCCCUGAGCAACAAUCUAACAACCACGGAUGUAACAGGGCUGAUCCCCCUUCAUCCUUAUGUCGCCAAGCUCUAUGCCGUCGGUCCGGCUGGCGUUAGCGACGUGACUACGUCGUUAUCCACUCGGGCACGGCAUACUACAGAGAGCUCCAUGUCGGAUACAGAGUCCAUGGACGACCUGCAAGACCAAGAGAGCGAUACCGAUGUGGAGGUGCAAAGUGACGACGGGUUUGGAGGCUUUGUACCACGAUCGCGGGAAAGAGAAAGUUACGAGUCGUGGGAAAGCGAAAACCCCGAACAAGAGUCUGACGUCAGCAUCAGUUCCGGUGACGAGGGCGACGAUCCUUCCGACGGACUGGGUGCUGACGACGAGCAUACGCUACAGGCGGAUUUCCCAUCGCUGAUGGUCGAAGGCCUCGCCAUUCCCGCCAUUGAUGCCGUGAAUGUCACUGACAUCGCCUCAACGGAUCCUGUGGCGCUCGUAGAAGCACUUGCCGUAGUGACGCAACCGCUUUCCUACCUCACUGUUCUGAACAACCUGAACGACGUACUUGGGAGAAAAGCAGGGACGACGCAAAACAUCUCGCGCACCAGUACAGAUAUGUUACGCUCCGUUGGACACCUCUUCCAUGAAGCACUUGCCCAGGCUGACGUCGAUCCUACCAGGAAUGAUGAUUUGUUGUCACCCGAAGAGCGAGCAGAUCAGGAGCGGCAGAAAAAGGAGGAAAGUGACCAAAAGAAACGCGUCGUCGUUGGAGGAGGUCGUGAGUUACUAGACGACAUUGCGGGCCGUCUGAGGAGACAGCUGACACCCGGCGGCCCCGGAGUACGGAUAGACUCCGACAGACUCAGCCUGCAGGUACACAGAAUGCGCGGAAAGGAUCUGGCAGGUCAUCGGCUGAACGGCGCAGGCGUGAACGUCGUCUUUCCCUCUGCUGAAAAACUAUUCAAAGGCUUCGUGCCCAGGUUUGUUGACACCAAGGUCAUCAGUUACCAUGACAACCCUUUCACCUGGGGAAACAACUCAAACAUCAUCAACUCUGCUGUCCACGACGUCUCCUUGAUCCCAUCGACCAUGUCCAUUGGGGACAUCAAGGACGCAGAAGACGACAUCCUGAUCACCAUUGCCACCAACGGAGAUCGCCCUUCCAGCGGACUGGUUCAUGGAGUGGAUUCCACGGGAAAUGAGAGCGUGGUGCAGCACGUGUUCAACAUUUCAGACGUAGAUGACGCGUUCAUCGUCCAAGUUACCGCCCUGAACAGGAGUUCCAGGAUAUCCGUGUUCGGGAGAGGAGGCGGCCUGGCCCACAGUAGAAACUGUGAAGUCUGUUUCCCGUGGCAGGACUGGAAACCGACAUUCUCACGACAUGGCGCAGCCGAGCCUCAGUCUGUCGCGUUUUUUGUGUCAGGAAGGAAUCACACCGGAAAAUACGUGGUCGGAGUAGAAGUUGCUGGUUUGGAGGAUGUUUACCAAGAUGUAGUCGAAGACGGCGUCUUUGUCGUGGACCCCGCUGACAAGUCAGACGUGAAUGGGACACAGUUCUACAGCCUGGAGGUUUGGGAUCUGAGCUGUCGUUACUGGGCGGAGGACACAGAGACCUGGCUACCGAACGGGUGUAGAGUCCACCCUACCUCCACAGUCAGUGCGACUGUCUGCGCCUGCAACCACAUGACGGCGUUCGGGACUGGCUUCGUCACCGUACCGAACACGAUUGACCUGACCACCGUGUUCGACAAGUUCACGGACAUAGGGAACAACGCAGGGGUCCUCGCUGCCGUUCUGACGUCAUUAGCCUUGUACUUAGUCGGGGUCAUGUUUCUCAGGAAGGUCGACAAAGCAGGUGUCAAGAAGCUGAUUGUCCAUGGCCUACCCGACAACCGCUCCACUGACAGGUACUAUUACAAGAUGUCCGUCUACACCAGUCACGCCAGAGGGUCUGGAACCAAGUCCAAUGUGGGGUUUACAUUGCUUGGGGACAAGGGGAGUACCAGAGUCAGGGUGUGCAAGCAAGGCCCAGAGACCUUUCAGGCUGGCGGCGUGGACAUCUUCUUGCUCGCUGUUGAAGAAAGUCUGGGCGACCUUCUUCGGCUUCAAAUCUGGCACGACAACCAGGGGGGCAAGGGCAGGGCUUAGAAGUUAGAUAAAGUCAUCGUGCGAGAUUUGCACUCAGGAGAAACAAACAGUUUCCUGUGUGACCAGUGGCUAUCGCUUGACCGUGGGGACGGAAGAAUCAGCCGGAUUCUUCCCUCUUCGACCGAGCAAGAUUUGUCAUCCUUCCAACUAUUCACUACAAAGGCCGUCGACAGUUUUAAAAAUGAGCACAUCUGGCUCUCCAUCUUCUUCUGCCCCAGUGGCAGCCAUUUCAGCAGGGUCCAACGCCUCUCCUGUGGACUGUGUAUUGUCUACACCACCAUGAUUGCCAACGCCAUGUGGUACAAAAUGGAAGACAGCCUGGAGCAGAAUAACGUGGUGAAUCUUGGGAUAGUCUCCUUCACCCUUCACGAGUUAUACGUCAGCGCGAUGACGUCAUUGUGUGUCCUCCCCGUAAACGUGCUCCUCGUCCAGCUCUUCAACCGGUGCAGAGAAAAGCAACAACCGGCCAAGAAUGCCGUGAAUGUCGCAGAGAAGGAAAACAUCAGGUCUAUGCUGUUGAAAACGCGACCUUCCUCUCGGUUUCUUCCCCAUAUGUUUGUGUACGUGGUUUGGUCGAUCCUGGUCCUUAGCUGUUGCGUAUCGGCGUUCUUUACUAUUCUCUACAGCCUGGAAUGGGGAGCUGCGAAGGCAAACGCAUGGCUGAAGACGUUUCUGAUGACCUUCGUUCAAGACGUUUUUGUUGUGGAGCCAUUGAAGAUUCUGGCUGUUUCUGCGCUGGUCUCCUAUGUCUGUAAGAAAGUCGCUGUGUCAUCGACUCGGGAUGACGUCAUCCUACAACACGCUGACGUGGAGGAUUCCAGCCAAUCAGAGAGCAGCCUGUUUGCCUGGAUAUCUCACAGGGCGAACACGAGAGUGACAAAACAGCAGUUGUGGAAAGCUCUCUCACAGCAUGACCAAACGGAUGCGUCACAGAAAGAGCGACAGAAAAGGGAAGAGACCAGAAAAAAGACGGACAGCGUGAUACAGGAGGUUGCCGGGUUCUUCCUGUUUGUAAUGGUUCUGCUUGUGGUGGCGAAUAGUGGCACAAACGUCUACUCUCACCACGCCUACAACACUAUAGGAGACCUCUUCCAGUCGGAUUUUGAUGAGAUCAGUACAGCGGACGACUAUUGGACGUGGGCGCGCGACGUCCUUAUUCCGGGUCUGUUCCAGGAAAACCAUUACAACAGUGAGAAGCUCGGCUGGAGACGGAAGCUUUUCAUCAGCGACACCACUUCUUACAGGAUCGGGGCUGCACGCUACAGGCAGAUACGAGUCAAACCCAGACCCUGUGACUUUCAGCCGCACUACAUUAGUCUUUACAUGAGUCAGGAAUGCAACAGCGGGAACGCCAUUUCAGACGAGGAGACGAAAGACUUUCUGCCCGGAUGGACCCCCCUCUCCUCCUCCAACUCUUCGGAUGAUGUCUCCAAACCGUCGCCCUGGACGUACCGCCUUCCCGGGUCUGGUGACGAGCUCCCCGCGAUGGGAGCCAUUGCCACGUACGGCUCGGGAGGUUACGUUACCGGAGUUGGCAGAAACAAAGCUGCUGCCCUCGCUGUCAUCGCUGGCCUGAAGGGAGCCGGCUGGAUUGACCGUUAUACGCGCGCCGUCAUUGUCGAGUUCACGGUGUACAACGCCAAUGUCAACUUCUUCAGCACGAUGUCGUACAUGGUGGAGUUUCUCAACACGGGAGGGGCGGUGCCGUCCCACUCUGUGUGGACCUACCGCUUACAUCGGUUCGUCGGCACGGCUGGAUACAUCAUCAUGGCCCUGCACAUCCUGUAUGUGGUCUGUUUCCUCUACACGCUGUACAGGGAAGUAAGACUGAUGAAGGAACAGGGGAGAAGCUACUGCCUCCAACCGUGGAACCUUCUCGAGAUUGCCAACAUUCUGGUUUGUUUCGGCGCCGUUGCCGUUUUUGCUGUAGACUACAUAACCUCGAGGAAUACUGUGGACAAGCUUCUCCAUCACCGUGAUUCGUCAAAGUUCAUCAACUUCGACCAGGCCGUCUUCUGGAACCAGGCGUUUGUUUGGACAGUGGCCACCGUCGCCUUCAUCAACAUCUUCAAGUUUCUUCGCCUCCUCCGCUUCAACCCGAUGCUGUCUGUGUUGAUGACGUCAAUGAGGCACAUGGCACCAGAGGUUACAGGCUUCGCAGUGUACUUCACCUUCCUGUUUCUCUCAUUCGUGCAGCUGGGACAUUUGGUCUUUGGACUCAAAAUACAGGGAUACUCUACGAUAGCUGCCUCUGGGAAGAGUCUCUUCGUAUGUGCUCUCGGGUAUUUUGAAUUCAAUGAAAUCUUAAGCACCAGCAGGAUCAUCGGGCCGCUGUUCCUGUACACCUAUCUGUGCGUCGUCUUCAUCGUCAUUAUCAACAUCCUGGUGGCCAUCAUCAACGAUGCACUCGUGGUGAUGAGAGGUUACACGCCGCCUCAGGAACAUCAGGAGAUCCUGCAGGAGCUGUGGAGGAGGCUCGCCAACUUCCUCGGUCUGACAAACUCUGCAAAUCAGGAGGAAGACAUGCUGGCAUCAGAAAGACUGGAGGAUUGUCUGACUAGACUGGAUCUUCUUGUACGGGCCAUGAAGGAGAGACGAGUCGCAGAGGACGCGAUGCGAAGGUACCACCAGGCCCAUCAUGAGUGGCAUAAAAAUGAUGUAGACAUGGUCGAAUGA
This is a messenger RNA of Branchiostoma belcheri (Belcher's lancelet), 9591 nucleotides long. RefSeq lists its product as uncharacterized. The transcript is spliced from 45 exons. Lineage: Eukaryota; Metazoa; Chordata; Leptocardii; Amphioxiformes; Branchiostomatidae. Gene Ontology annotation, biological process: cell adhesion; detection of mechanical stimulus. Gene Ontology annotation, molecular function: protein binding; calcium ion binding; hyaluronic acid binding. The record is from RefSeq and is a predicted model, not a curated record. Gene Ontology annotation, cellular component: membrane.